CCAGAGAUGACAGAAAGAUAAUUUUCGGUGAAAAUUGUGUUGUUGGCUUAUAAAGUGUGCUGGUUUUUUUUUUUCUGUUUCCCAUGGCUGAUGCUGACAUGUUCUGACAGUGUACCAGAUGUGGAGCAGAUUUUUCAGACCUGCUGUGAUCAGUCAUAGUUUAUGGAGGAGUCUGUUCACCAUGCGGCUGAAGACUAGCGAGUUCAAGUCUCUCUUCUCUGAUGGGCUGAAUGGGAUAGCAGUGCUGUUUGAGAAGCACCAGUAUGAGCUGCGGAUCGCCGGCGGCGCUGUGCGGGAUCUGCUCUCCGGGAAGCGGCCUGAAGACGUGGACUUUGCCACCACAGCCACUCCGGAGGAGAUGAAGCGCAUGUUCCAAGAUGCUGGGAUCAGGUUGAUCAACAACAAAGGAGAGAAGCAUGGCACCAUUACCGCACGGCUGCACGAUGAGAACUUUGAGGUGACCACACUGCGAGUGGACGUUGAGACGGACGGCCGGCACGCGGAGGUGGAGUUCACCACCGACUGGCAGAAAGACGCCGAGCGCAGAGACCUCACCAUCAACUCUAUGUUUCUGGGGCUCGACGGAACGUUGUACGACUAUUUCAAAGGCUACGAAGACCUCCAGAACCACAAAGUCCGGUUCGUUGGCAACGCUGAGCAGAGGAUACAAGAAGACUACCUGAGAAUACUGAGGUAUUUCAGGUUUUACGGCAGGGUGGCUUUAAGGGCCGACGAGCACGAGCCCGAGACUCUGACUGCCAUCAGGGAAAACGGCCGGGGGCUGGCAGCCAUAUCAGGAGAAAGAAUCUGGGUGGAGUUAAAGAAGAUGGUGAUGGGGAACCACGCUGCUCAUCUGCUGGAGCUCCUCUACAACCUGGACUUAGCUCAGUACAUCGGUUUGCCUCCAGAUGGCGACGUUGACGAGAUGAAGCGUGUAUGGCGGAACGCUAGCGCCCACUCUCCCAAACCCAUGACGGUCCUGGCGGCCCUGUUCCACGUCCCGGACGACGUGGACAAGAUGGACCUGCGGCUGAAGGUGUCCAGGGAGGAGAAGACGCUGGCUCUUUUCCUGGUCAAGCACAGGCGGACGCUCCACAAGAGUGACGAAGAGCCAGACGACCUGAGACCUUUCACUGACUUUAUUAUCGAUAGCCGGGAGCCGGACUCUCAGAGCAAAGUGUGUGAGCUGCUGAAGUAUCAAGGUGAGGAGAAGCUGCUGUCGGAGCUCCAGAGGUGGUCGGUGCCUCGCUUCCCCGUCAGCGGCCACGAUCUGAGGAAGAUGGGCAUCACAUCGGGGAAGGAAAUUGGCACCAGCCUGCAGGAGCUCCGUGACAUCUGGAAGAAAAGUCGAUACCAGAUGGAUAAAGACGAACUGCUGAGCCAUGUGAAGCUUUGAAUAAAACAGGAACUGGUCACUAUCGUGAUUUAAAUAGCUUUGCUCAAGUGUUAAGUAGUUAUCUUUAUUUUAGACCAAGGGGGGAAAAAAAUUCAAAGGGUUUUUGUGUUACUAUAUAACUGCACUGCUGCCAGAAAUGGUUAGAGUAGCUGAAGCAUGUUGUAAAUAAGGACACUACAAAAGGAAGACAUGCCUAUGCACUUAUUACCAUUUGACUACUUUUUCCCCCCAUUUUCAUUUUGAUUCAAAUCUGCUCAUGCAGCUUUGAAGUUUCUCUUUAAAAAAAAAAAAAAAGGCUGAUGCUUAAACCCUUGUUUUACCACAUGUGUACGAAGACAAAACGUAGCAGCAUGAGUUUUUGCCAAGUCCAGUGCCUUGUACAAGUGUUCAACCCCUUGAAGUUUUUCAUGUUUUGUCAUGUUGGAACCACAAACUCUAGUUGAUCCGUAUAGGCUGACAUAAUAAUGGUGGAUUGUUUUAGAGUGGAAGGAAACUCCACUCCGUUGCUUCUAGUUUUCAAAAUUAUUUAACUAGAUAUCAACAUGUAAAUGCUGUACUCUUGCUGAUUAUUAAAAUAAGGACAUUGUUAUAAGAAUAA
Messenger RNA from Poecilia reticulata (guppy), 1994 nucleotides. RefSeq names its product tRNA nucleotidyl transferase, CCA-adding, 1 (gene trnt1). Gene Ontology annotation, cellular component: mitochondrion. Gene Ontology annotation, biological process: tRNA 3'-terminal CCA addition; mitochondrial tRNA 3'-end processing. Gene Ontology annotation, molecular function: nucleotidyltransferase activity; tRNA binding. Lineage: Eukaryota; Metazoa; Chordata; Actinopteri; Cyprinodontiformes; Poeciliidae. The record is from RefSeq and is a predicted model, not a curated record.